AUGGACGACAUCGACGAGGCCGUGUACCUUGCAACCAUCAACGAAGAUCUGGUUGACUAUGGUCACGUGCCCGACAACGUCGACGACGCAGGUGGCGCUAAUGCUGCUGCCUUCCUCGGGCUUGGCAACGUCACGGUGGCUGUCGCGGCCCCUGUGCCGCCGGAUAAUUUUGAUGAAAUCUUGGAUGAUAAGCACGUGCGUAUUGCUGCUGUUUGCAAGUUUUGUCGCCAUAGAUUGUCUGCUAAAUCUGCUGCUGGCACUGGUUAUCUGCUUAGGCAUCAAAAUGCAUAUAAAAAGAAAGCUGAUCAUGCUAAAAUGGUUCAAACUAGGCUUGCUAUGAACCCUGAUGGAUCAUAUAGGAACUGGGAAUACAAACCUGAUGUUGCUAGGGUUGAAUUAUGCAAAUUGAUUGCUAGGCUUGAUCUGCCUUUAUCUGUUGCUGAUAAUGAUGCUUGGGAUGAUUGCAUUCAACGUGCUCAUAACCCUAGACAUGUUAGAGUGUCUAGGUUUUCAACUAGUAGAGAUCUGGAGAAGCUUUUCAUUGACACUAUUAAUAACUUAAAACAUAUUGUCUUUCCUGGUGUCAAUUCUAUUUGUUUGACCUCUGAUAUCUGGUCUGGUAAUGCAAAGGAGGAUUACAUCACUGUUGUAGCUCAUUUUAUCAAUUCUGAUUGGCAACUUAAGAAACAUGUGAUUGGUUUUAGAUUGAUUGAAGAGGUUCAUACUGGUACAAACAUUGAUGAACGUAUCUCUGAUGUGGUUGAGGCAUUCGGAAUGACUGAUAAGAUCUUUGUUGUUUCCUUAGAUAAUGCUUCUUCUAAUAAUAAUGCUAUGCAAAUUUUGGCUCCAAUCUUUUCUGGUUACUUGGGUGUUGAUACUGAUCCUGAUAAUCCAUCUAAGAAAACCUACUAUGUUGUGCAUCAGAGGUGUGCUUGCCAUGUUAUUAAUCUCAUUGUGAAGUCUGGUUUGAAAAGGCUGAAACCUUAUAUAGAGAUCUUUAGAACUGCAAUUAGUUAUUUGAAUGCAUCUAAUAAAAGAAUUGCUGAGUUUAAAGACUACUGUUUGCUUAAGGGUGUUAGACCUCGUAAAUUUGGUUUGGAUAUGGAUGUUAGAUGGAAUUCAACCUAUCUCAUGCUUAAGCACCUGAUUCCAUAUAAGAAUGUAUUUUCUGUGUUCAUCAAUGGUAAUAUUGGCUAUGCUGCUUUGAAUGUUGAGCACUGGUAUGUUGCUGAAAAGGUUUGUGAAUUCCUUGAGUUGUUUUAUGAAUCAACUGUUGCUCUAUCUGGAGUGUAUCAUCCCACGAGUCCUUUGGUUCUGCAUCAUAUAAUUGAAAUUGCUACUCAUUUCCAUGAAUGUCGGGGUGAUUCAAAACUUGAAACUGUUAUAGGCCCUAUGAGAAUGAAGUUUGAGAAGUACUGGAAAAAAAUUCCCAUGUUAUAUUCAUUUGCAUUUAUUCUUAACCCUAGAGCUAAAUUGAGAGGUUUGCAUAUGGCUCUUGAUUUGCUUGCUAAGUCUACUUCCUAG
Molecule: messenger RNA, 1524 nt
Organism: Panicum virgatum (switchgrass)
Lineage: Eukaryota; Viridiplantae; Streptophyta; Magnoliopsida; Poales; Poaceae
Product: zinc finger BED domain-containing protein RICESLEEPER 2-like
Exons: 2
Coding region: 1-1524 (507 amino acids)
Molecular function (GO): DNA binding
Source: RefSeq, a predicted model, not a curated record